GGCGGAGCUGGUCUGGCGCGCCCCGCCCCAGCUGUAGAAGGGGCCGGGCCAGUGUUACUCGCGGCCCUCUGGGCUGGGGCCUUUUAUCUAGGCGCUGCUGGGGGAGGCUGGAGGAGGAGACACCGGGGGUGGCCCUGGGCACCGGCGACAUAUUUCCCGGACUAUAAAUUGAACACCUGGGAUGGGUAGGGGGCCGACGCAGACACCGCCUCCCGCAGUCACACUUCAGCCACUGACCACCGCAGUGCCCUUGGGGGACAGCAACUGCUGGCAGAGAGAACAGUGAGCUGCCAAGGAGCAGGGGAUCUCAAGACCAAAGAGGAGGCCGAGGCUCGACCCACCACCGUCGGGAGCUUCCGGACUUCCAAGGGAGAGAAGCCGCUCGACACGCAGGGCCGGGCUGCCAGCGAGAGGAGAGUUGGAGAGGGCGUAGGAGGAGUCGGGAAUCCUGCCUCAGCUGCUAUAACCAGGCUCCCGGUGCAGGCCUCGCCUCGGAGAGCGCGUGAAGGCGGGCACCCCCAAGUCCGGGCCGACCACCUUUUGCCCCUGUGCCCCUGUGCUUUGGCUUCCCGGCAGCUGUCAUGAUGCAAAUCUGCGACACCUAUAACCAGAAGCACUCGCUCUUUAACGCCAUGAAUCGCUUCAUUGGCGCCGUGAACAACAUGGACCAGACGGUGAUGGUGCCCAGCCUGCUGCGCGACGUGCCCCUGGCUGAGCCUGAGCUAGACAACGACGUCGGUGUGGAGGUAGGCGGCAGUGGCAGCUGCUUGGAGGAGCGAAGUCCUCGGGCUCCCAGCCCGGGCAGCGCCAACGGCAGUUUUUUCGCACCCUCCCGGGACAUGUACAGCCACUACGUGCUGCUAAAGUCCAUUCGCAACGAUAUCGAGUGGGGAGUCCUGCACCAGCCGCCGUCCCCGCCAGCAGGUAGCGAGGAGAGCAACGCCUGGAAGUCCAAGGACAUCCUCGUGGACCUGAGCCCCUUGGAGAGCGAGGAUGCCGGCGAGGAAGACCUGGAGCAGCAGUUCCACUACCACCUUCGCGGGCUGCACACUGUGCUCUCCAAACUCACCCGCAAAGCCAACAUCCUCACCAACAGAUACAAGCAGGAGAUCGGCUUUGGCAAUUGGGGCCACUGAGGCGGUCCGCCUGUGGCUCCCCAGCACCCUCUUGGGCGUCUCUCAUCCUCUUCUUUCCUCAAAGCUAUUUUCUUCCUGGCUGUGGGGCGCGAGGGGCAACUGCAAAGUUGGGCUGUGUAUGUGCAGGGGACUCGGGGAGUAUGUGGAGGAGAGGGCCUCCUCAAGAAGAGGAAAGUUCUGGUGGGCGGGGGGGGGGCUCGAGGAUCCCCCCCCCCACGAGAGGACUGUAUUUGUAUUGGUAGGAAUGGGACUGAUCUGAUGCCCCACAUUCAGCCUGUGCCUUUCUUGGUGUUUUUUUUUUUUUCUCUUCUAAUUUCUGGAGGUAAAGGACCUGAGAAAGGGGCCUUGCCAGGGCGGGGCGCUGGGUUGCCACAGUUGAGAUCACAGCCCGAAGCCUGGUGCUGGGGAAGGCGGGGAAUGCAAUCUCCUGCCCGCCCUGCUGUUGAGCCGGCUGAGGCCCUGGUGUUGCUAGGAUUUCGUCAGUUUUCCUGUUUGCACUAUUUCUUUUUGUAACAGUGGCCCUGUCUUAAGUAUUUCAAAUCCCCUCCUUGCUCUGAAACUUAAGCGAUUCCAUUGUGAUAAGCGCACAAACAGCACUGUCGGUAACCGGUACUACUUUAUUAAUGAUUUUCUGUUACACUGUACAGCAGUCCUAUGGCACCCUACCCCAUCCCUUUCACAGGAUCCUGCCCCCACUCCAGUGUGUGUGAGCUGACAGUGCACCGCCUUGUACGAAACUUGUAUGAAGCCUGCCACUCAGCCAGUGAAAAAUAAUAACGUUAUGAGAAAGUGGAUUCAUCAGAAAUGGAACCAACUGACAUUCUAUCUGUGUUGUACAUAGAAUGAUGAAGGGUUCUACUGUUGUUAUGUCUUAAAUUUAUUUAAAAUGUUUUUUAAUCCAGAUGUAGAUUUAUUCUAAAAAUAAAAACGUGUUAACUAAA
Messenger RNA from Heterocephalus glaber (naked mole-rat), 2077 nucleotides. RefSeq names its product MID1 interacting protein 1 (gene Mid1ip1). Gene Ontology annotation, biological process: regulation of lipid biosynthetic process. The record is from RefSeq and is a predicted model, not a curated record. Gene Ontology annotation, cellular component: cytosol. Lineage: Eukaryota; Metazoa; Chordata; Mammalia; Rodentia; Bathyergidae.